CCCAUCAUCAUCAUCAUAUCAUCAUCACUAGUGUGAGAUCAUCCAGACAAACACGAAAUCUCUCAUUUGCCUUUACCACGGAGGAAUGCUCCACAUUGAAACAGUUCAGGGAAUCUUAUCUGGUCAGGGAGUGUUGUCAUUCAUCCAGUCCCUGCAGGAAUAGCACAUUUGUGUGCAUAAAGCAGGGAAAAUGAGUACGGGGAAGCCGAGUGGCCUCAAACCACCAACCAAGAUUGGUAAACCAGCUGCGACGCCAAGCAAAACUCACCCCACCUCAGCUGGUGCAAAGGCUGUAACAUCCCCAACCUCUAAUACGGCCCAAGAUGCUGCAUCAGAUUUCUCUGUUGGUGAACGAGUUUGGGUCAAUGGAAAUAAACCGGGUUAUGUGCAGUUCAUCGGAGGGACCCAGUUUGCACCAGGCCAAUGCGGGAUAGUUCUAGAUGAUCCCAUAGGGAAAAACGAUGGCUCUGUGUCUGGAGUGCGCUACUUCCAGUGUGAGGACUUGAGAGGUAUAUUUACUCGGCCCUCCAAACUGUCUCACACUCCCCUGCCAGAGCGUGAAGCCAAUGGCACACCACCCGCCAACAAGACAUCCACCUCCCCUGCCAAAGAUCCCGUUCCUGUCACUCAAACCACUAGUGCAACCACAAAAACUUCAACAAACCUAACAAGAGCCGCCAGCGAGUCUGCAUCCAAUCUGUCUGAGACAGAUUCGGCCAAGAAGUUGCAGCGGGAACUGAAGUUGGGUGAUCGCGUUCUGGUUGGUGGAACCAAGGCAGGUGUUGUGCGUUUCUUGGGCGAAACUGACUUUGCAAAAGGUGAUUGGUGUGGCGUUGAGUUGGACGAGCCUCUUGGCAAGAAUGAUGGGGCAGUUGCUGGUGCAAGAUAUUUCCAGUGCUACCCAAAGUAUGGACUGUUCGCUCCUACUCACAAAGUCACCCGCAUUGGAUUCCCGUCCACCACUCCCGCUAAAUCCAAAUCCUCCAGGCGCAGGUCGACCCUAAAGAACAGCCCCAGCGCAUCCUCCAUCAGCUUCAGCUCUGUCACCUCCUCAGUUGGAGGCAAACCCAGCCGAGCAGGCCUGCUCACAGAGACGUCGGCUCGGUACGCACGGAAGAUCUCAGGCACCACGGCCCUGCAGGAGGCCCUAAAGGAGAAGCAGCAGCACAUCGAGCAGCUCCUGGCUGAGCGGGACAUAGAGAGGACAGAAGUGGCACGAGCCACAAGUCAUGCCGGAGAGGUGCAGCAAGAGCUGGCGCUGCUCAGACAGGGCCAGGAACAGUACGCUGUGGAGAUGGAAGCCAAGUUGGACCAGCUGCGGAGACUCGUAGAGACUGCAGACAGAGAUAAAGUGGAGCUGAUGAAUCAACUGGAAGAAGAAAAGAGAAAAGUGGAGGACCUGCAGUUCAGUGUAGAGGAAGCUUGCAUUACCAAAGGUGACCUAGAGACGCAGACCAAAAUGGAGCAUGCCCACAUUAAGGAGCUUGAACAGAGUCUUCUCUUUGAAAAGACCAAAGCAGAUAAACUCCAGAGGGAGUUAGAGGAUACUAGGGUGGCCACAGUGUCCGAGCGCUCCAGAAUCAUGGAGCUGGAAAAGGAAGUGUCCGAUUUGCAUCUUCAGCUGAGAACUCUCCGGGCUGAGACCGCGGGAUCAGCCUCACCUCCAUUACAAGACAAAAAGAUCAAGGAGCUGAACUUUGAACUGGAAAACAGACAGAAGGAAGUGCUCAUAUUCCAGCAGAAACUCACUUCCUCUGAACAGGAGAAAACAUCCCUCCAGCAGCAGCUGCAAGAUCUAAAGCAGAAACUUGACACAGCAGUGGAGGACAAUAAUAAAGCAACACUAGCCAUGCAAGAAAUGGAAAGAAACAUUAAAAUGCAGGAAGAGAAGCUGGAUCAGGUGUCCAGGGAGAAGGAGGACAUGCAGAGGGAUGUGGCCGUUCGGCAGCAGCAGGAACAGACGAAGAGUGAAGAGAGAGAGCUUCAGAUGAAGGAGCUGAAGGAGAAGUUGGGCCGAGCAGAAGGAGAGCUGAACAGAAUCACAGAGAGAAGUGCUGAGCUGGAAGAGCAGGUGGUGGAACUGAAAGCCUUCAAAGACCAAACCCAGGGUUUACAGACUGAUGAAAAGCUGGAGCAGAUGACAAAGAGAAAUGAGAAGUUGCAGGAGGAGCUUGAGGCCCUGAAGCAGCAGAACUCUCAGUAUCAGGAGCAGCUGAGUUCAGAAACACAGAGCAUCGACAGCCUCCGCAAAGAAAUUGAGGAGCUAAAACUGUCAGCCAAUCAGAAGUCUCAGAGGCAGGUGUCACUCCAGGACGAGAAAGGGACGUUGGCUCAGGAGGUGGACGUCCCACGAACCGCAGAAGGUGUUUAUCUGUCUGCUGCUUCUACUUUUCCUCUUGGCAGCGAAGCUCUGACUAGCCAGCUGGAGAUUACAGAGAGUGAAAAGUCCAAUGCAAUGAUGUCUGAUAAAGACAAGGAGCUAGAGACGCUACGAAAUGAGAUUGCAGUGCUUCGUGUGGAAAAUGACAUGGCAAAGACACUCCAGUCAGCUGUGACGUCUCUAGAGAAGGACAAAGCCCAGCUGCAGAGCCGAGUGAACAGCCUGGAGCAAAGGCUGGAGGUCCGGCAGUCGGGGAAUGGAGAGGAAGUCAGUUCAGGUGAUGCGGCUAUAGACCAACUGAGAGAAGAGAAAGAGUUUGCUGAGGGACAGAUCAACUUCUUGAACUCAGUCAUUGUGGACCUCCAGAGGAAGAAUGAAGAGCUAAAGGUGAAGCUGAAGAAAAUGGCAUUGACCGAGUUCAACGGAAAUGAUGAAAAUGAUGGUCUUGGUGAGGUCAAAAAGAAGAAGAAAGCUCCACCACGCGUUUUCUGCGACAUCUGUGACUGCUUCGACCUGCACGACACGGAGGACUGUCCCACUCAAAUGCAAUCCCCAGACUCGCCACCACACACCACAUACCAUGGGAGCCGCAGCGGCGAACGACCAUACUGCGACAUCUGUGAAGCGUUCGGUCACUGGACAGACUCUUGUAACGAUGACCAAACCUUCUGAAUCUCCCCUCAGCCCCUGGGCCUAUGAGCAGGCUAUGCACAGUUCGCUUUCAACCAGAUUAUACGCUAUUUUUGUACACAGUAUAUAUAAAUUCGAACCUCUUGUACAUUCCCUAAAUAAAUUGUCCCAAAUGAAGGCUAAGGUAUGCUGCAUUUAUGGAAGUUGAAUGUUAUGAAGGCAAAAGAUAUUUCUGUGUUAUCAAUACUCUUGUGUGUUUGUAAGUUUUUUUCUGUCCUGUGUUGAUUGAUCUAAUGAUGAAUUACCAGCAAGAUAAUUGGGAACGGUUUAGCGAUACUUUGCAGUGUAUUUAAAAACUGCUGUGUGUAAUUUUUAGUGGCACAAAAUGGAAUUGCAAAAAUAAUGACUAUUUCCAAACAGGUUUUCCUCUCUCUACUAUUGUAGCUCCACUCCAGAGUCAGAAGUUAACAUUUCAGGGUGCUCAAACAAACAGCAAUGUUUUGAAAGCUUCACAAAGCUGUCCCCUGUCUUCGGAUUGGUAUACUAGCACACUGUGUACUGCACACUAGUCAGCACUGCCCACUAUUUUUAGAUAGCAUGUGAAAUGGUACGCAUUAUUUAAAUUUCAUCUUGUUCGUUACUCUCGUUGUUCUUUUUCGUUACGCACAUUGCAUUAUGGAUGACUGUAUACUGCACCCAGGUAUUCUAUGCAUACAGAAAUGAUUCAUACUAUGCAUAGUAUACAUACUGUAGUAUGUGGUACGCUAUUCUGAACAUAGCCACAGUUGUUGCACUAUUCAGUAAUUCGCCCUACGAAUGGUUUACUUACAGCUGUCUCUGCAUAUUAAACCAGGAUAGAAGAUUUUAAUUAUUUUAAUGAAACAAAAUUACACACUUCAGCUUGAAGAACUCAUAAUGGACUGUUAUCACAGACAGAAAACAGCACAAGUAAACCAAACAAAGCUGAAGCUAACCACUAUUAACUUAUUGCACUUCUCACUUUAAUUGUAUACAGCACAUGAGUUUAACUGCCAUUGUUUGGAACUAAGUUAUUUUUACUGUUAAACGUUAGUUUUAGUAAACAUAUAGUUAUAAUAAUGUCAUAUAAAUGGCUUUUUAUGUGUAUUUUGAUGGUAUGUCCUGUAGACUUUCAGGCCUAUUCACACCAAGUGCACAACAUAAAUGCACAGCAAGAUUUUAAGAUUGAAACCAUUUUUGUGUAUGGAAUUAAGAUUGAUUUAUUUAAAAUGUUGAACAUUUACUUCAGGUAUCCAGACUUUUUUUCAGAGAAUGAAGAAAAUUCUGCAUCAAAAAAUAGUGUGGAAUUGUUUUGGUGCAAAAAAUGACUUCCAAAUAUUUUAUAAUUCCGUAUAUUUUAGUCACCUCAAACUUGGUGUGAACAGACCUUUACUAAAGCACAAUUUUUAAGCACAAGAUCAUAUUGUAUCUCUUAUUAUUGAUGUAAUAUUAACAAUUUAUAUAGCAACCUAAUAAACUGCAAAUGUUAGAAUUGUUAACCCCAAUGAAAUGGUGCACAAAAUUAUAUUAAAUAUGUAUAAUAUUCAUGAUUAUUCCCCUUUGGUUUAUAUGAAUUUGAUCCGAAAAUGUUGCAUUAAUUGCAAAUAUAUGGUCCGUUUCUAUUGAAAUAUUGUGACAGUCUUUAUCUAUUGUACGGUUUCAUGUACUGUAUAUUCACUUGAACUCAAUACAAACAUUCAAAGAUUUUUCUUGUGUUGUUGUCGUUGUAAUUAUAUCGUGCUUUCUGACUACACAUUGAUUCUGACCAUGUUUUUGUGAAAAAUGUUUCAUGAAUGUCUUAAGGACAAUUCUAGGCUCGCUAUAGAUUCAGUAAUGGGUGUGAUCCAUUGUAUACAGUUAUUACAUAAUUAAACCGCUUUACCUAUUCUUCA
Carassius auratus (goldfish) is the source of this 4920-nucleotide messenger RNA. Its product is annotated as CAP-Gly domain-containing linker protein 1-like. Gene Ontology annotation, molecular function: microtubule plus-end binding. Gene Ontology annotation, biological process: cytoplasmic microtubule organization; positive regulation of microtubule polymerization. Gene Ontology annotation, cellular component: microtubule plus-end; cell cortex; nucleus. NCBI's taxonomy places the organism in Eukaryota, Metazoa, Chordata, Actinopteri, Cypriniformes, Cyprinidae. The record is from RefSeq and is a predicted model, not a curated record.